Messenger RNA from Penicillium olsonii, 1539 nucleotides. The record is from the annotation of a GenBank genome assembly. NCBI's taxonomy places the organism in Eukaryota, Fungi, Ascomycota, Eurotiomycetes, Eurotiales, Aspergillaceae.
AUGAACUCGUUGAAUAUCCUGUCAUCGCGAGUCAUUGGCCAACCUUCCAACUCAUCGCGACCACGAUCGCAAUCCCAAGGUGACAGCAAGCGCAUACCUCUACCAGCCGACUUCUCAAAAUAUCGAUCUUACAGCGAGGAUAACUUCCGCUCUCUCGAUGCCACCGAGCACAACUAUGACGGCCCACCCGUGACGGAAGACGGAGAGGAAGACACAAUAUACGGUUCGGAUGAGAAGACGCCUUUGAUCCAUGACAGCUACAAGACUGGCACACUUACGGCCCAAAGCACUUGGCGAUUAAUUACCAAACGGUUCUUCGAUGCGAUUACCGAGACAAUCAAGUUCAUCUUGUCUACGAUUGCUGCCCCCGGCGUAUACCUGGCCCAAUGCUUCCAAGCCGAGGAGGGCUAUUAUUCACUCCUUGAGCCUAUCCGAAAAUUACGGCGCUCCUCUGCCGACCCAACAAGCCGGUCGGAUAAAGGGGCUGCCCGGGUAGAAGGUCGGCGUCGCAGUGGCUCCACCCGGAAGCUCCGACCCCAAAUAUCCAACGAAUCUAUCGCAUCAACGACAUCGGAGUCCGACACGGAUCGACGGAAAAAUAUCGCAGGUGGGAAGCAUCGGCACUCUAAGUCGAGAAGUCUUGAUCCAGACCCAAUCCCAGAAGCGGAGGAAUACGAAACUACGCCCCGUCGAUCCAUACGUAUCAAGCUCCAUAAUGAAGAAUCCCUCAAAAGGCAACGACAAAGAAGAUCUCAAAGUGCAGACUUGGGCCCGCCCAUGCCGGAGGGAGUCUCUCGGGUCCAGGGCGCGGUGCAGCUGGAUAGCCUGAAGUCUCCUACCUCCCCCAACAUUCAUCGUAUCACGAAAUACCCUCAUUUUCCAACUCCGCCGCGCCCUCUUAUUCCUCAACGAGUCCCCUCCUACACUGCAGCUCCUCGAAAUGCCAGAACUCCGCAGAAGACUCUGGUUCUGGACCUUGAUGAAACCUUGAUCCAUUCGCUCGCCAAAGGAGGCCGAAUGUCCAGUGGGCACAUGGUCGAGGUGAAACUCUCAAUGCCUACGACAACUGCAUUGUCUCCCGGUGGACCGCAGACGACAUUGGGACCCCAGCAUCCCAUUCUAUAUUAUGUCCACAAGAGACCACACUGUGAUGAAUUCCUACGCAAGAUCAGCAAGUGGUACAAGCUUGUCAUUUUCACGGCUAGUGUCCAAGAAUACGCCGACCCUGUCAUCGACUGGCUCGAACAGGAACGGAAAUACUUCGCAGGUCGUUUAUACAGACAGCAUUGCACGUUUCGCAAUGGCGCUUACAUCAAAGACCUGAGCUCAGUGGAACCGGACUUGAGCAAAGUAAUGAUUUUGGACAACAGCCCAAUGAGCUACAUCUUCCAUGAAGACAAUGCAAUCCCGAUUGAAGGGUGGAUCAAUGACCCCACAGACAACGGUCUAAUCCAUUUGAUCCCCAUGUUCGAGGCUUUGCAGUAUGUCACAGAUGUCCGGGCUUUCCUUGCACUUCGUCGUGGCGAGAUUGAGCCAUAA